AUGGACAGCACCUCGGCCGAGAAGGCCCCAGAGGCCAUGAAGGCGACGAACGAAGAAAUCGAACAUCGCAAAGAGGUGAUCACCGCCGGAGCGAAAAGGCGCGGCAUCGACGACGCCGAGCAGAUCGCGCUGUUCCAGCAAUUCGCGGCGGCGAGCCCAGAAUGGCACCGCGCGAUGACGAAAAAGGUGAUGCGGAAGGUGGACGGUCAUUUGCUUCCGAUGCUGAUACUGAUGUAUCUGCUCAACUUCCUCGACCGAAACAACCUCUCGCAAGCCCGACUCGGAACACUCGAGGCGGAUCUCAACAUGACCGGGACGGACUUCAACCUUGCGACGAGCAUCCUCUUCGUCGGGUACCUCCUCAUGCAGCUCCCCUCGAACCUGCUGCUGACGCGAGUGCGGCCCUCGAUAUACCUCGGCAUCGCAAUGACGAUAUGGGGCGUGAUUUCUACAGCGCAAUCGGCGACGAAGUCGUUUGGCUCGCUCGUCGCGUGUCGGUUCUUGCUUGGAUUCGCGGAGGCCCCCUUCUUCCCGGGAGCCAUCUUCUUGAUGUCGAGCUGGUACACGCGGGGCGAGCUAGCUCACAGGAUCGCCUGGUUCUACAGCGGGAGCUCGCUCGCGAACGCGUUCGGCGGUCUGCUUGGCGCGGGCGUCCUUGGGAAUCUAAGUGGUGCUCAUGGUAUCGCAGGCUGGCGCUGGCUCUUCAUAAUCGAAGGCAGCAUCACCGUCGCCAGCGCCAUCCUCUCCGCCUUCAUCCUGCCCGACUACCCCGCCACGACGCGCUGGCUCACGGCCGAGGAGCGCACGUACGCGCAGUGGCGGCUCGUCGAGGACGCCGGCGAAGCCGACGCCGCGGGCGCCUCGUCGAUCAAGGAGGGCGUGCUGCUGGCGAUGCGGGACCCGCGCCUGUACCUGUUCACGCUGCUGCAGCACGUGUCGCUGCUCUCGCAGACGUUCCAGUACUUCUUCCCCACCAUCGUGCAGACGCUCGGCUACGGCAGCGUGGUCACCUUGCUGCUCACGGCGCCCGUCUGGAUGCUCGCGUUCUUCCUCGCCCUCGGCGUCACGUACACGUCCGGACGCUUCCGGGACCGCAGCUUCCACAUCAUCUGCCUCACGCUCAUCUCGAUGGUCGGCAAUGUCAUCGUCGUGUCGACGCUGAGCACGGGGGCCCGCUUCUUUGCGCUGUUCCUGCUGCCGCUGGGCGCGGUGCCCGCGUAUCAGAUCAUCAUCGCCUGGGUCGCCAAUAGUUUCCCACGGCCGCUGGUCAAGCGAAGCGCCUGCAUCUCGUUCGCCAAUAUGAUCGGGAACACGGCCAAUAUCUACGGCCCCUACAUGUACCCAGCCACCUCAGGGCCACGCUACCUCGCAGGCGGCAGCGCAACGGCAGGCGUGGCGCUGCUCGUCGCCUUCCUCGCCGUCGCGGCACGGCUCGUCCUGCAGCGGGAGAACAAGAAACUGGCGGCCCGAGAGGCGGAGAACAACAACAACGACGACGACGACGACGACGCGCGGCAGCAGCAGCAGCGGCAGCAGCAAGCACCCGAAGCCACCACUGCCGGUUUUACUACUCCGGUGGGUUUCAGGUAUAUCCUUUAG
Hypoxylon fragiforme is the source of this 1599-nucleotide messenger RNA. RefSeq names its product allantoate permease. The coding region runs from base 1 to 1599 and encodes 532 amino acids. The transcript is spliced from 7 exons. Gene Ontology annotation, molecular function: transmembrane transporter activity. Gene Ontology annotation, biological process: transmembrane transport. NCBI's taxonomy places the organism in Eukaryota, Fungi, Ascomycota, Sordariomycetes, Xylariales, Hypoxylaceae. The record is from RefSeq and is a predicted model, not a curated record. Gene Ontology annotation, cellular component: membrane.